Microstroma glucosiphilum is the source of this 288-nucleotide messenger RNA. RefSeq lists its product as hypothetical. The record is from RefSeq and is a predicted model, not a curated record. Gene Ontology annotation, cellular component: membrane. The coding region runs from base 1 to 288 and encodes 95 amino acids. Lineage: Eukaryota; Fungi; Basidiomycota; Exobasidiomycetes; Microstromatales; Microstromataceae. The transcript is spliced from 4 exons.
AUGGUCAAGUCUUCAGAUGUCCUCCUCAUCGUCGUGGCCAUCCUCUUCCCGCCAGCAGCCGCUGCCUUCAUCACCGGCUGCUCAUGUGAUCUCCUCAUCAACAUCCUCCUGACAGUGUUGGGGUACCUCCCUGGUCACAUCCACGCCUGUGAGUUCCUGAUCUACAAGAAGAUCAAGGCGGAGGAAGAGUUCGGCUACGGAGGCUUCCGCUACGUCGGCUCCGGCAGAUAUGUGGCCGCUUCGGGACAGGCUCAGAACCAGGCACCGCCUUCGUACGGAGCCGUCUGA